UAGUACCCUGUGGAGGACUGGGGUGACAUAAGGUAGUCACUAAAUUAUAACAGGAAUAUAUUUUUUUUUUUCGACCAACAAACCAAGACACAACGUAACAGCAGAUAUUGUUGACCCCUAUGCUGAUGACGCAAUAAGCGACCCCCACCCACAUCUCCUCCCCCUCUUCCUUCUCCCGUCCCUACGCAUUCCUCUAAACAGCGCCUUCAGAAAAGCGCAGAAAAUCAGCGACGAUGCGCCGAAUUUAGAACAAAAACUGCGGUAUAUCGGCACAAAGGCUCAAAAAAAAUCAUGUGAAAGUCAGUCAGAAACAGGAGAAUGGGGCUGCGGUUGGUGGAAAAGGGGAACCACAGCAAGCGGAUGGUUGUAUUUGUGGCAAUCUUUCUCAUCACCACCCUCUUCAUUCUCUACAACUCCAACAGUGUAAAUGAGUCGUAUGAGGCUUUUAAAGAUAUAGGGUAUAGCAGUGCCCUCAAAAUCACUGACCUGAAGAAGUGGGCUGGAAAAGAUGGUUACGUGCCAGUUUUUGGCAACAAGAGCCUGACCUUACAUUGUAGGCAGUGUGCCCUGGUGAUGAGCUCAAGCCAUGUACUGGGCACUGGCGCUGGAGCAGACAUUGACCACUCUGAGUGUGUGAUCCGCAUGAACGAUGCACCCACGUCUGGUUUUGAGGCGGAUGUGGGUAAUAAAACUUCCCUUCGUGUUGUAGCUCACUCCAGUGUGAUCCGGCUUGUACGAAAACCCCAAGAGUUCCUUAACUGCUCUAACUGCCCAUCUGUCAUCUUCUGGGGUCCACCCUCAAAGAUAGGACGUGAUGCCAAUGGUGCUCUCUACAGGUUGAUCCAUCGUGUUGCUGUCACAUACACCAACCUCACAACCUUCACUGUCACUCCAAGCAAAAUGCGCAAGUUCGACGCACUCUUUCAAAAAGAGACUGGUCGAGACAGACAGAAGUCUCAGUCCUGGCUGAGCACUGGCUGGUUCACCAUGGUCAUCGCUAUUGAGAUCUGUGACAAAAUUAAGGUUUAUGGGAUGGUGCCUCCCAACUACUGUGGGAAGCAUCCUCAGCCAAAAAGAAUGCCAUAUCAUUACUAUAAACCCCGAGGACCGGACGAGUGUGUAACCUAUCUGCAGAACGAGAAGGGUCGCCGUGGAAAUCACCAUCGCUUCAUCACCGAAAAACAUGUGUUUGCUCGCUGGGCCAAACUCUAUAACAUCAGCUUUGUGCACCCCACCUGGUGAGAAACAGAUAGCGAAAGGCUGCCAGGCUCAUUCCUGAAGAUCAAAUAUGGCCACCAGCACAAGGCUCAGACUAAUAAGACAUCGAUCCAAAAUGGCUACCAGCCAUAAUAUCCUAACUGUGAAACAUGCAGCCUCACUUUCGGCUCAACAAGAGUAUGAUCCAACAUGGCCCACAGCUUCAGUCUAAAUCUCUUAUAUAUUCCUCAGCCAAAUGAAAAAAAAACAGUCGAUCCAAAAUGGUGUCCAGCCUCAAACUGAGAAAACUGCUUUAACAGUGUCCAAGCUGUGCAGAUAAAGUCAACUGGCUGCUUAUUUUACCCAAAGCCUAAAGAGAGAUUAAACUAAAGCAGUUGCUGGUUUUGCAUUUAUUACCUGCGGAAGCACAAAUUGGCUGCUGUUUCCUCGCUGUUUUGUCUGUCAGACAAGAAACUGUUCAGACCUUCUUAUAGAUCUGGCCAAGCUUUGAAAAUGGUGCCUGCUUAGACUUUUGGAAGUGUCUUUAUUAUACGAGCUCUUUAGUAUACCUUUAGGUCAUUCUAAAGUGUGUCAAACAUAGCAAGAAUUUUAUUUGAAACAGAUUUUUGAUUUUUAAAAAUUUCAAAAGAUUAUGGUAGAGUCGACGAUACUGCAAUAAUCAGCAAAGUGGUGCUGAGCACUUCUUUUUGUAAACUCUUGCAUCAUAAAAUUCUAUUUUAAAAUAUUGCUACAUAUUCGUAUUUUAAAAACAAUUUCCCAUAAUUCGUAUUUUAAGACAACACAAAUUUACAAUUAAGGAGGGGAUUUGGAAAAUCAGAAAAGUCUGGAAUGCAGUGCUGGUGCUUUGUAUUGACAUUCAGUUUUCUAGGUAGAAGCUGUUUAAAGAGAGGGAGAGGGAGAGAGAGAGAGCAAGAGAUAGAGAGAGAGAGAGAGAGAGGCGAAGAGAGAGUAUUUCAGCUAUGGUCAGAAUUUCAUGUUUUCCUGCAUCUGCAAAAGCACUUAAGUAAAAAAAAAAAAGAAGGACCUACUAUAAGGUAUACUUAUGUGAGCUUUGUAUCAUUUUUAACUAACCACAUUCUGUUUUGAGAGUUUUUGGACUGAUAAAUUCUCUAUGUUUCAAUAUUUCAAGAUGGACUGCAAUCACUGCCCACCUACUGUAUAUUGUGCCAGCAACACACACAAAGACAAAAAAAUCAAGGGUUUUAAUACAAUGAUUCUGUAUCAACAACAAUGUCAUUCACAGUCCUCUAGACAAGAUGGUUCAUCUAGCUGAAAAUCUUUCCAGUUCUCUUCAGUAAAAAAAGUUUAUUGUGCCAAUUUUCCAAAAUGUGUUUUUUGUUUCCAGAAAAAAGGAAAGGAAGAACAUUUUAAAUCAUACCAGGCCAUACCAAAGCCUGGAGUUUGUAGCAGUCUGCGGUCAAGUAUUAGUUUGUUUGCAUGGCACUACACAAAACACUAUCACUGAGCUUUGGCAGUGAUCUGAGUGGAUGAGGGUUAACAACCUCACCAGCUGUUGAUGUUCCCUGCCUGCUUAUGACCCAUGACAUUAGAUCUAACAGUAUUGGGAAUGUUUAUAAGUUUACCAUAAAGCCUGAGUUAUACUUCAGCAUUGGUGUGUAUUUGCAGCGUGACUCAGAAAAGAGAAUAUAUAAGCAUGCGUUGCACACUCAAGCUUUCCUCUUCCAGGAAUCUUACUGCAUUUUGAGUCUCUUUGGUGCUGUGCGUCAACCGUCCUACAGAUGAAUGCUGAUUGGUUGGUGCGAGAUCGUGUCAGGUUGCAUACCCAGAAACGCUGUAACAAGAUAUUGUGAGCUUUUAGUUUAAUGAACGUUUUAAGAGUAACAUAGCUCCACUUAUGUAUCCAGCAUAAACAAUGAAAAUGUCCAAUAUUCUGUAGGCUGUGAUCUCCAUCCAAGUUUUUUUUUUAAAGUGUAGCCUGUUAACCA
Tachysurus vachellii is the source of this 3164-nucleotide messenger RNA. RefSeq names its product ST6 (alpha-N-acetyl-neuraminyl-2,3-beta-galactosyl-1,3)-N-acetylgalactosaminide alpha-2,6-sialyltransferase 6 (gene st6galnac6). The transcript is spliced from 6 exons. Gene Ontology annotation, biological process: oligosaccharide metabolic process; ganglioside biosynthetic process. Lineage: Eukaryota; Metazoa; Chordata; Actinopteri; Siluriformes; Bagridae. The record is from RefSeq and is a predicted model, not a curated record. Gene Ontology annotation, molecular function: alpha-N-acetylgalactosaminide alpha-2,6-sialyltransferase activity. The coding region runs from base 319 to 1242 and encodes 307 amino acids.